AAUAUUUUGUUGGAGGACUGUAUAGGUACCUAAUGGCUAAUCCUUAUAGUUUAAUAUUUUAACUUAAGUAGUUAAAGAAUCUUAAUACAUGUCUAUAAUAUCUAGUAUCUACAUACACUUUGUACACUAGCACACGUCCUAGCUGGCUAGUCCGCCCUGACUUAAAAAUAAUAUAGUUUAUGUUUGAAAAUCGUCCCGAAUUAUUAUAAAAAAUAGAUUCUAUUCUGUGGUUCUAUCAUGAAUUCGGUGAGAUUUAAAAAAAAACACAUGAACGAACUCUAAUAAUGUUUUCUGAGAUAUAACACAUACACCUCGUAGUUGAAUACAUUUAAAUUAAUUCUAAUACAUCUUUUUCCAUAGGCAUCUGUAGUAACUAUCUACAUAUUGAUAAACAUUUUCACUGAUUCUGUUAAAAAAAUGGGUACCUAUAAAGUAUAAACUCUCAAUAUUUAUGUCAGCUUAUCAAUUUCAUUAGCGCCCAGCAGUAUCUAUAAAUCAGAGCUUUGUUGCAUGCCUUUUGUAUUUUAGUAUAUCAUGGGUAGAUGGGAAGUUGUCUAUUUUCUUAAAGAUAAUAGUAUUGAAGCAGUGCCUGAUACAUGGGUCAAAAAAGAUCUUUGUGCUUGGCCGAAAUCAUCAAAAAAUAUAAAAAAGUUAAUUAAAAACCGAUACAAGCCAAAUAAAACAGAUUUUUUUUAUUAUCCAGCACGUAUCUUGGGAACAAAAAACUAUGCAACAUUAGCUGAAGCACAAGCCAAACUCUCAAGAGCAACUACAAAUUCGGACUUGUCUACUACAACAGAAGAUGAGGAAAAAAAAAAAAAAAAAGAAAACAUUUAAUUCAUCUGCAGGAUUAGUUGACAUGCAUUUUCCACCACCUAUGUAUAAAGAUUAUUGCUCUAAAGUAACAAAAUCAAAACACGAUGUUGAAUCUAUAUUCAAUGUUGACAAUCGCGAAUCACUGAGUGAUAAUAAUGAUGAUAAUAUUGCUGAUGAUAAUGAUGAUUCAGAUUGUGAUCCAACGUGGGGAAAUGCAAGCAUCAUAAGCAAUAAAGGUAGUGAUGAUUCAAAUUCAGAAGAAAAUAUUUUGAUCCAAUCUUCAUCAAAUGCUGUAUUUUCACCAAACACCCAAGUUUGGAAGGUCAAUCAUUUAAAUAGAUAUGAACAAACUGAAAUAGCACCAAAUUUUCAAGGAGUACACAAAUCACCUGGAAAAUGGAAUAUAUCAAGUACUAACAACCAAACUGAAGAUGCAGAAGCAUUGAAACAUGUAACAAAAACUUUGGUUUUGGAUGCAAAUAAUAAAAACCUUAGUAAAAAUGUGAAUGAUGGAGAUAGCGUUACAACAAAAUCUGCAGAUAAUUUGCAUUCAAGUAUUAAUUUUGAUGGUGGUAUGUUCAUGUCUUCUCACGAUUUUCAAAAGUUUACAUUCACAUCAUUAACUCACUUAAAAUAUGACAUGAGUGCUAUGAUGCAUAUUAUUAAGGAUACUAACGAAAAGGUGCAAGCACUAAUGGCACAAUCAAACAAUAAUUUUAUAUCCACAAUUUCCCCAAAACAAAAUUCAAUUGAUAUGAACAUAUUCCCAUUAACUAGUGAUGAUGGACUUAUGGCAGAAGAAAAAAAAUUAGAUGAUACUCAUUAUAGAAAUGAAUUGAUUUGUAAAUUAUCAUUGUUGGUUGACAAUAAUAAUUUAAACAAUAGUGUGAGAAGAAUUAUUUCACGCUUGUGUGAUGAUACAUUACUUCUAAGUUAUUCGCUAACUGGUUUCAAACAUAAUAAGCCAUUUGGAAGUCUUAAAAUAUACCAGGUUAUUAUUGAUGCUGUGAGAUUAAAUUUGCAAUAUGCUAAAGUACCUGAUAAAAAAAUUGAUGUUCCACUUCGGGUCUGGUUGGAUCAUGCAAAAUUCAGAAUUAAGGAGAAAAAUGAAAAAAAGAACAAAGAUAUUAAAUUGAUAAAUUAAAUAAUUGUAUUAAUACAAUUAUUAUAAAAAGUUAUUAUAAUAAUAAA
Metopolophium dirhodum (rose-grain aphid) is the source of this 2007-nucleotide messenger RNA. RefSeq lists its product as uncharacterized. The transcript has 10 exons. The record is from RefSeq and is a predicted model, not a curated record. Lineage: Eukaryota; Metazoa; Arthropoda; Insecta; Hemiptera; Aphididae. Bases 803 to 1960 code for a protein of 385 amino acids.